This is a messenger RNA of Oppia nitens, 1216 nucleotides long. RefSeq names its product isatin hydrolase-like. The coding region runs from base 246 to 1181 and encodes 311 amino acids. Gene Ontology annotation, molecular function: arylformamidase activity. The transcript is spliced from 3 exons. The record is from RefSeq and is a predicted model, not a curated record. NCBI's taxonomy places the organism in Eukaryota, Metazoa, Arthropoda, Arachnida, Sarcoptiformes, Oppiidae.
UAUUGAAACUCCGAUACUAUGAUGAGAUAAUGAGAUCUAAUGUCUGGCUAGUAGUGAAUGUCUAUAACUUUUAAGUAAACUAUAAGUUAGGACUAUAACUAAGUGACUGACUGUUGAUAAGUAAUAGUUUUAAUUGAGUUUAACAGUGAUUACACUACACUAGUGAUUGUAUUACUACUAGUAUUUAGUAUUAGUAGUGUAUUAUUUUUAAAUGAUUGGUAUCAUUACCAUUACGACUAACUUUGAUGUCAGUAUCGAUAAUAAUAAUAAUAAUGCUAAUGAAAGUCAUUUGGCCGGUUGUUAUGUUAUUGGCAUCACUGGUAGUGAUAGUCCAGUCGACUGAGACAACUACUGUAAUCAAUGGACAAACAGUUGUGGAUUUAACUCAUCCGCUCAAUAGUCAAACACUUCACUGGAUUGAUGCCCGAGAUUUUGAGCUUAAGAUCACUGUUAACGGCACAGUUAGACGGGGAGAGUCAAACAUUUGGGUACAGGCUGAUGAAAUAUAUAUGGCUACACAUACGGGCACACAUUUAGACGCUCCGUGUCAUUUUGCCCGAGGCAAGUGGUCAGUGGCCGACAUACCGAUUGUAAAUUUUGUCCAUCGGCCGGUUGCCCUAAUCGAUAUUGUCGACCAAUCGAUGGCCACCCGUGACUAUGAACUAUCGGUUCGUGAUAUUCACGAUUGGGAAAAACAAAACGGUCCAAUAGUUGACGGUUCGGUAAUAUUGGUACGAACCGGUUGGGCCCGAUUUUGGCCAAAAAAGUUGGAAUAUUUCGGUACGGAAACCAAAGAUGAAGCCCUACUACACUUUCCCGGCGUACAUCCUGAAGCCGCCCAAUGGAUUGUCGACAAUCGCCAGAUUAUGGGCAUCGGUAUCGACAGUCCGAGUAUAGAUCACGGCCAAAGUAAACAGUAUCGAUCGCAUCAGAUAUUUGCCCAGAAAAAUAUCUAUCAUUUAGAAAAUAUUGCUCAAAAUAUACACAAAUUACCAGCAGUGGGCGCCCACCUAACAUUAUUACCAUUGAAAAUAGAUGGGGCCAGCGGUACAUCGGUUAGGAUAAUCGCCGAAAUUGGUGUCGACAACACUAUGGCAUCGAUUUCAAACAGCCAACAAUGUUUUGCACCAAAUUUAUUACUAUUGCUAUCAUUUGUUACAUUAAGAUAUAUUAUCUCCUAAAUUAUCGUAUAUAUAUAUAUAUAUAUAUAGUAUCC